AUGGGCAAAUCAAUCCUCCUCAUCAACGGCCCCAACCUCAACCUCCUGGGCACCCGCGAGCCCCACAUCUAUGGCCACACUACACUAUCAGACGUGGAGAACAACAGCCGCGACGUCGCCGCCAGCCAUGGCGCAACACUAGAAUCCUUCCAGUCCAACCAUGAAGGUGCCAUCGUGGAUCGCAUCCAAGCUGCGCGCGGCAAGGUCGACGGUAUCAUUAUCAACCCGGGCGCAUACACCCACACAUCCGUUGCGAUCCGGGAUGCGCUGCUCGGCGUGGCGAUUCCUUUUAUCGAGCUGCAUGUGAGCAAUGUCCAUGCUCGGGAGCCCUGGAGACAUCAUUCGUACUUUAGUGAUAAGGCUGCGGGAAUCAUUGUCGGCCUGGGUGUCUAUGGAUACAAGGUUGCUGUGGAACAUGUCUGUGAGAACUUUGAGGAGAAAGAAAAGGCCAAGGCUGCGCUUUAG
Molecule: messenger RNA, 465 nt
Organism: Penicillium brevicompactum
Lineage: Eukaryota; Fungi; Ascomycota; Eurotiomycetes; Eurotiales; Aspergillaceae
Product: type II 3-dehydroquinate dehydratase
Exons: 1
Coding region: 1-465 (154 amino acids)
Biological process (GO): quinate catabolic process
Molecular function (GO): 3-dehydroquinate dehydratase activity
Source: RefSeq, a predicted model, not a curated record